Messenger RNA from Phlebotomus argentipes, 843 nucleotides. RefSeq lists its product as uncharacterized. The record is from RefSeq and is a predicted model, not a curated record. The transcript is spliced from 3 exons. Lineage: Eukaryota; Metazoa; Arthropoda; Insecta; Diptera; Psychodidae. The coding region runs from base 28 to 843 and encodes 271 amino acids.
GCCAUAAACUUUCACAGAACAAAAAAAAUGGCAUCGAGCAAUGCUGUGUAUUUCUCUGAUGAUGAAUUAUCGGACAAUUUUGAGGAGAGUAAGCAAAUUGUGCAGGAGGCAAUGACAGCCGUGCAUCCUGUGGCAUACGCCGAUGAGACGCUGGAUACACAAGUGCUCCUGACGUCGUGGAAUAUCAAGAAAGACAUUAUAAGUACAGUUGUUGCCGCAAAACUCACAAUUUGGCACUUGAGGGUGAUCGAGGAUGACGAUAUUGCCAGACUGUUUGGUACAAAUAUUGCGGACUGCGUGGAAUUCAAGUACUACCUGAAGAAGUGGCGAAAUGAAGGCGCGAAGCUCGUUGAGAUUCCCCAGCGUUCACAGAUCAAAUCAAUUCCACUCCUGCCGUCGCCAAUUGAGCCACCUGAUCCCCUCGGACAGCCCAGUUUGCAGACAAAUGCCCCAGCCAAAGCGAAGUGGAAGAUCCCAGAGUGGGACUUUGAUGAGCGCAAGCACUCAUCGAUAGAGGACGUGGAGAAGAUCCUGAAGAUGUCUGCACGAGGCAGAAGCAUUGUCCAGUACUACAGGACAAACCAGAAGCUAGAGACACAGCACCAGGCAUGGAUGGUGGAUAUCAUAGCGGAAUUCUACCUGCAAAAGUACGAAAGUGUGUCCAUGAAGAUGAUGGAUCGCAUCAGUGACAAGAUUGUCGAGCUCUUUCCCACCGAGCAGAAAUCCACCUACUACACAAAGCGCCCCAUUGGAGGGAAUCCCAAAGGAAAGCUGCACGAUAAGUUCAGGAACAAGCGACGAUUGUAUAUUGCUCAAGGCAUUCUUAAGAGGAAAAGCAUUUGA